UUGAGGUGUCGUCCACGUGUGUGGAGUGAGUGUAAUAAUAUACUCGCUCUCCAAAGAAAGAAAAUAUCAUAUCCUUCUUCCUCCCUGAUCCCAAUAUCCCAUCCAGUGUGACUGCAAUCGCAAUGGAUUCUCUGCGUGUCUAUGCGUCUUCCAUUCAUCUCUGUCCUUCUCGGAACAGACAACAUAACCCUAGUAACCAUUUCAGAUUCCUCCUUCCAUCUAUCCCUCCCCCUCCGCCUCACCUUCGCCCUCUCCAUCUCCGAUUGCCUCCGCUUAUCUCCGCUGUCUCCUCCUCCCCCCAAACUCAAACUAGGGACGACCAAGACCAAGAACACGAACAAGAACAAGGAAAGAACAAGUCCCUGAAGAACAAAGUUCGUUUGCAAGUUCGAUUAGAUCACCAGGUUCAAUUUGGCGAUCACGUUGUCAUUCGCGGAUCUACCAAAGAAUUAGGCUCCUGGACCAACAGUGUGCCCUUGAAUUGGACCCAAAAUGGAUGGGUGUGCGACUUGGAAUUUGAACAAGGGCAGGGGACCCUUCACAUUGAGUUUAAAUUCGUCACCGUCAACAAGGACGACACUUUAGUCUGGGAAGCUGGAGAAAACAGAGUGUUGAAAGUGCCAGGGGCAGGUAAUUUUGCCACCGUGGCUACGUGGGACGCCACUCAAGAGACUUUGGAGCUACAUUCUUUGGAUGAUGAUGAACAAGUACAAGAUGCAGAUAUUAAUGAGUCUGUUUCCGAAUCAGAGGCAAGUCCCUUUGUUGGUCAGUGGCAAGGUAAGCCUAUUUCAUUCAUGCGAUCCAACGAGCAUCGGUCCCAUGAAACAGAACGGAAAUGGGACACUUCAGGUCUUCAAGGCCUGCCUCUCAAGUUCGUUCAAGCCGAUCAAAGCGCAAGGAAUUGGUGGAGAAAGCUUGAUAUCGUGCGUGAUAUUAUAGCUGGAAGUCUGCAAGGGGAAGAUCGAUUGGAGGCUCUCCUAUACUCUGCUAUCUAUCUCAAGUGGAUAAACACAGGGCAAAUUUCUUGUUUUGAAGAUGGAGGUCACCACCGGCCCAAUAGGCAUGCUGAGAUCUCAAGGCUUAUAUUUCGUGAACUAGAGCGACACACUAGUCGCAAGGAUAUAUCUCCACAGGAAGUUCUAGUCAUUCGUAAGAUUCAUCCAUGUUUGCCAUCUUUCAAGGCUGAAUUCACUGCAUCUGUUCCUCUUACUCGAAUUAGAGACAUUGCUCAUCGGAAUGACAUCCCACAUGACCUAAAGUUACAAAUUAAGCAUACAAUACAAAACAAGCUUCACCGAAAUGCUGGACCUGAAGAUUUGGUUGCUACAGAAGCUAUGCUUGCUAAAAUCACAAAAAACCCUGCAGAAUAUAGUGAACCGUUCGUGAAGGAAUUCAAGAUAUUUCAUCAAGAACUCAAAGACUUCUUCAAUGCUAGCAGUCUUGCUGAACAGCUAGAAUCAAUUCAUGAAUCUAUGGAUAAAUAUGGCAUUUCAGCAAUUAGUUCAUUCUUGGAGUGCAAAAAGAAUAUGGAUGCUGCAGCAGAAUCAACUGCUGCCACAGAAGAAGUAAUUGAACUUUUAUUUAAAACAAUGGAAUCUUUAAAUGUUUUGAGAGAAACUAUUGUAAAGGGACUUGAAAGUGGCCUCAGGAAUGAUGCUCCAGAUUCUGCAAUAGCUAUGCGUCAAAAGUGGCGCCUCUGUGAGAUUGGACUUGAGGAUUACUCAUUCGUUCUUUUAAGCAGAUUUCUCAAUGAGUUUGAAGUUAUGGGAGGUGCUCAUCGGCUGGCUGAAAGCAUUCAGUCAAAAAAUCUAAACUCAUGGAAUGAUCCACUUGGAGCACUUAUUAUUGGAGUCCACCAGCUGAAGUUAUCUGGUUGGAAGCCAGAAGAAUGUGGUGCUAUUGAAAAUGAGCUCAUCACCUGGAGUAAAAGAGGCCUUUCUGAAACGGAAGGAAAUGAAGAUGGCAAGACUAUUUGGACAUUGAGACUGAAAGCUACUCUUGAUAGAUCAAAGAGGCUAACUGAUGAAUAUACUGAAGAACUUCUUAAGAUAUUCCCUCAGAAAGUCCAGAUACUAGGAAAAGCUCUAGGAAUACCUGAAAACAGUGUCAGGACAUAUACAGAAGCUGAGAUUCGAGCUGGUGUGAUUUUUCAGGUUUCAAAACUAUGUACUCUUCUUCUAAAAGCAGUUAGAAACACACUUGGUUCUCAAGGUUGGGAUGUUCUUGUUCCAGGAACUGCUUUAGGAAAACUUGUUCAGGUUGAAAAAAUUGUUCCUGGUUCACUACCAUCAUCAGUUGAAGGACCUAUUAUCCUUGUUGUUAACAAAGCGGAUGGUGAUGAAGAGGUAACAGCUGCUGGGAGGAACAUAGUGGGAGUUAUACUUCAGCAAGAGCUGCCUCACUUAUCUCAUCUCGGUGUUAGGGCACGGCAGGAAAAGGUCAUCUUUGUCACGUGUGAAGAUGAUGAAAAGGUUGCUGAUAUACAAAGGCUGAUUGGGUCAUAUGUGAGAUUGGAAGCAUCAACUGCUGGGGUUAAUCUGAAGUUGUCCUCUUCAGUUGACAUAGAAGACAAUUCUUCCAUUAGAAGUUCUUCUGAUGACUGUGUCUCUGGAGUUGAGGUUCCUUCUUUUUCUUCUGGUAGAAUCUCCAAUUUUGAUCAGGGUGCUUCUUCUGGAAGAGUUAUCUUGCUUCCUGAUGCAGAGCUACAGACUUCAGGUGCAAAGGCUGCUGCAUGUGGUCACUUAUCAUCAUUGUCUGCAGUUUCUGAUAAAGUUUACAGUGAUCAGGGAGUGCCUGCUUCUUUUCGAGUUCCUUCUGGGGCAGUUUUACCAUUUGGAUCCAUGGAAUUGGAGCUAGAGAAGAGCAAUUCGACUGAAGCAUUCAGGUCUAUCCUGGAAAAGAUAGAAACAGCCAAGCUGGAGGGUGGUGAACUUGAUGUUCUAUGCCAUCAACUCCAGGAAUUAAUUUCUUCCCUGAAGCCAUCAAAAGACAUAAUUCAAAGCAUUGGGAGAAUAUUCCCAAGCAAUGCACGUUUAAUUGUUCGAUCCAGUGCCAAUGUUGAGGACUUAGCUGGAAUGUCAGCAGCUGGACUUUAUGAAUCAAUACCCAACGUUAGUCCUUCCAAUCCAACAGUUUUUGGAAAUGCAGUUAGCCAAGUAUGGGCUUCACUGUACACUCGGAGAGCAGUUUUGAGCCGCCGUGCUGCUGGUGUUCCUCAGAAGGAAGCUUCGAUGGCAAUACUGAUCCAAGAAAUGCUUUCACCGGAUUUAUCAUUUGUACUACAUACCGUGAGCCCAACAAACCAGGAUAAUAAUUGUGUGGAGGCUGAAAUUGCUUCUGGCCUUGGUGAAACUCUAGCUUCUGGAACCCGGGGUACACCAUGGCGUAUAUCAUCUGGGAAAUUUGACGGGCAAGUGCAAACAUUGGCUUUUGCAAACUUCAGUGAGGAAUUGCUGGUACGAGGUGCAGGGCCUGCAGAUGGGGAGAUUAUCCGUUUGACUGUUGAUUACAGCAAGAAACCACUGACAGUUGACUCAGUUUUCCGUGGACAACUUGGUCAACGUCUUUGUGCAGUUGGGUUUUUCCUGGAGAGAAAGUUUGGUUGCCCACAGGAUGUGGAAGGAUGUCUUGUUGGAAAAGACAUCUUUAUCGUACAGACAAGGCCCCAACCCCUGUAGAGAUCUCCUGUUUCUCUCUCGAUACGGCUGCAUCGCACCGUAGUUGCUGGGAGUACACAUUUAAUACAGGAAGCACAUGCUUCUCUAUUGCACCAGAGCUAUGUUCUCCAGCAUGUACGUGAUGGAAAUGGAAUGAAGUUCGACUUCGACAAAUUGUUGGAUAUGAAAUCAGCCGUUACGGUUGGUCUGUCUACGAUUGUAUCUUGUGUAAACUACGUAGAUUUAUUUCUUGAAUUACAUUUUUGUGACAUCAUGAUAUUUAAAAAGUUAGCUUAAUACGCAUCAAGUGUCUAAUCUCUUUUAUUAGUCCCUCCAUGUUGAACACACUUUUACCUCUUCUGUUUUUCAGAAGACCUCGUGUUCAUAUCUCAUUUCUUAUGUAAAUGUAACCAAUAAAUAUAUCUUUCACCAAGGAUUUCCA
Glycine soja is the source of this 4098-nucleotide messenger RNA. RefSeq names its product phosphoglucan, water dikinase, chloroplastic. Gene Ontology annotation, molecular function: kinase activity; ATP binding; starch binding. The transcript is spliced from 18 exons. Gene Ontology annotation, biological process: phosphorylation. NCBI's taxonomy places the organism in Eukaryota, Viridiplantae, Streptophyta, Magnoliopsida, Fabales, Fabaceae. The record is from RefSeq and is a predicted model, not a curated record. The coding region runs from base 123 to 3677 and encodes 1184 amino acids.